GCUGUGCCGUUUCCUUCGAAGCGCGGAAAGAUGGCCUCUUGCAGGAAAUCCUGCGUUCCCAGGCGGAGAUCGUGUGCCUGCAGGAGGUGGACCAUUUUCAGGAUUUCUUCCGACCGGAGCUCGAACGACAUGGCUACGAGGGAUACUUCGUACCUAAGACGAAGAACCCAAAGGGGUCUGUCGGAGUGACUGAAGGUCAGGCCAUCUUCGUGCGAAGCGAUCGCCUUCACGUGGAGAAAGCGAUGUGCUGGACAAGUAUCGAUCUCACGCAGCAGAGGUUUCGAAAGCUCGCCUCCUCCUGGAUGAAGCAGACGUACACCGGUGCCCAUCGUCUUGAGCGGGUCUUCGGUACAGCAGAGGCCCUCCAAGUGGUUCCGCAGGUGGUUCUUGGACUAUUCCUUCGGCCUCCGGGAAAGGCUGCGCCCUUCCUCGUCACCAACAUGCAUCUAAAAAGCCGGGUGCAGGAGAAGCUGUUACCUGCGGGUAUGGACUACACCGCCUUCAAACACUUUCAGCUGGAGCACUUCUUGCUUGCCGCACGGUCAGCUGCAGAGCAGUACGCCCCGGGAACCUCCGUGCUCUGCUGUGGCGACAUGAACCUCUGUUUGCUAGGA
This is a messenger RNA of Symbiodinium necroappetens, 614 nucleotides long. Lineage: Eukaryota; Dinophyceae; Suessiales; Symbiodiniaceae. The record is from the annotation of a GenBank genome assembly.